GCAGGUUUACCACUCUGCCAAAGUUGCCCAUUCCCAGCUGAAAACUUGCUUUGGAGUGCAGCGAAGCGUAUCCAGCCACAAGCAUUUUCCUUUGGGGCGCAGCGCGUCCUGCCACGUAAGCUGUGGUGUGGGCAGGACUCCAUCCUGCUGAUGCCACACAGCACCUUGGCUUGGCGCUGGUUUGUGACCCAACAACUACUGCAAGUUGUGACUGCAGUGAGAAAUGAUUGUGGCAACUUGUUGCAGUGGCAACUUGUGACUGCCAUCACUUCAGGCUGUGGGAACAUUUCUGGAAUUUUGCCAGACAUCAUCAAGAAGCAAGUCAACCAGGCAGAAAAAGAAUCAAAAGCAAUCCAGGAAGGGAGAGAAGCACUAAUUCAAUUGUCAAAAGACCAUGCUGGAAAUGUCUCAAAACAAUAUUUGGAUUUUCAAGUGCCGGGAAUGGAAAACAGGAUUAAGGAGCUUGAAAGUUCCACUCCGAAGCAGCAGCCAAAAGAUUUUAGCAAAGAGGCUCUAAUAACUGGACAAGAACUUUCCAGAAUUUCAAACAGUUCCACUCAGGAACAGCAAUCAACUAGUGCAGAGGUUUCAAUGAGUUCAUCUCCAGAACAACAGUCCACUAGUGGUUCAGUUGACACAACAACACAGGAGAUUUCAGUCAGUUCCACUCAGGAACAGCAAUCAACUAGUGCAGAGGUUUCAACCAGUUCAUCUCCAGAACAACAGUCCACUAGUGGUUCAGUUGACACAACAACACAGGAGAUUUCAGUCAGUUCCACUCAGGAACAGAUAUCAACUAGUGCAGAGGUUUCAAUGAGUGCAUCUCCGGAACAACAGUCCACUAGUGGUUCAGUUGACACAACAACACAGGAGAUUUCAGUCAGUUCCACUCAGGAACAGCAAUCAACUAGUGCAGAGGUUUCAACCAGUUCAUCUCCAGAACAACAGUCCACUAGUGGUUCAGUUGACACAACAACACAGGAGAUUUCAGUCAGUUCCACUCAGGAACAGCAAUCAACUAGUGCAGAGGUUUCAACCAGUUCAUCUCCAGAACAACAGUCCACUAGUGGUUCAGUUGACACAACAACACAGGAGAUUUCAGUCAGUUCCACUCAGGAACAGCAAUCAACUAGUGCAGAGGUUUCAACCAGUUCAUCUCCAGAACAACAGUCCACUAGUGGUUCAGUUGACACAACAACACAGGAGAUUUCAGUCAGUUCCACUCAGGAACAGCAAUCAACUAGUGCAGAGGUUUCAACCAGUUCAUCUCCAGAACAACAGUCCACUAGUGGUUCAGUUGACACAACAACACAGGAGAUUUCAGUCAGUUCCACUCAGGAACAGAUAUCAACUAGUGCAGAGGUUUCAAUGAGUGCAUCUCCGGAACAACAGUCCACUAGUGGUUCAGUUGACACAACAACACAGGAGAUUUCAGUCAGUUCCACUCAGGAACAGCAAUCAACUAGUGCAGAGGUUUCAACCAGUUCAUCUCCAGAACAACAGUCCACUAGUGGUUCAGUUGACACAACAACACAGGAGAUUUCAGUCAGUUCCACUCAGGAACAGCAAUCAACUAGUGCAGAGGUUUCAACCAGUUCAUCUCCAGAACAACAGUCCACUAGUGGUUCAGUUGACACAACAACACAGGAGAUUUCAGUCAGUUCAUCUCAGGAACAGCAAUCAACUAGUGCAUCAGUUGAAACAACUAAUAUACAAGAAGUUUCAAGCAGUUCUACUCCAGAGCAGCAGGCAAGUAGUGUCACAAUUGUUACAACUUCUGUAGGUUUUUCAUCCAGUUUUGAUCCAAAACAGCAGUCAUCAACUAGUAGUGAAGAAAUAGAUCCAGGAAGGCUAUUGGUUAAGGAGUGUCCCACUGGGAUGAAAGGUGCUGCUGAGUGGCUUUGUAGAAAAUCUGGUACCUGGGAUGGUGACCUUCCAAAUCUCAGUGGUUGCAGAAACCUUGCAUUGGAAAAUGUCCUGAUUCAACUGAAUGAAAGCAACAAUGUCGCAAACGAGAUGAAGGAAUUGGCAUCCAUGAUUCAAAAUUCCCCAGGUGGCUUAGCCCCUGGUGACCUGUAUGAUUUGUCUGCAUUUUUUGAACUGUCUGGGAUGAGGCAGGAAGAGCUUCUCCAAUCAGCUGUAUCAGAUGCAGAAAAAUUUCAGAUGACUCGAGAUUACUUGAGUUCUCUUAGUUCUCUGGUUGGAGUUACUCUGGAUCAACCAGAGAAAUGGCAAAGUGCGAACUACUCCCUGAGAUCUACAGCUGGCAAUGAAAUCCUUCUUCAGAUGGAAAGUGCUGGUGCUUCCCUGUUGAAAUAUCAAGAUCAAGGAGAAGUCCAACUCUCAGAAGACUCACACAGUAGGCGUUACAGCAUCACUUUCUUGAAAGAUUAUGAUCACCAGGGCAUCAAACAACUUUUUUUUGUUGCAGAUUUGAUAUUGAGAAAAUUUGCCAGGGAUGAUUUUGGCUUUUCCAAGCUUGAUCAGAAGGGAACUUCAUUUUCAUAUAAAAAUGCCUCCAUUCAAAUAAUGACAGACUGGAUUUUUGACAAUGUGGAAGAUGCUGAAGAGUCCAUUGCAAUGUCUUUUAUUGGGUUUAAGGACAUGCACAACAUUCUAAAGCCAAAUGAGCAAUAUGUUGAUGGUAGAUUUCAUACUGUCAACACACUUGUGAUGGGUGCUAAGCUGGCCUCUGCACUGAAAAACUUUACCCAGUCCACUCCUAAAGAAGCGGUCAAGAUGUCAUUCAAAGAUAUUUCACACCAGCAUUUGCGGACCUGGUGGCUGAUAGCUGGGAAUGCCCUGUCCAUGUACACAUUGUUCAUGAGUGGAGCUGCAUAUGCUUUUGUCAAAACCCUGGGAGGAAACGUUUGGAUCAGGGUUGUCAAUGUGAACCUUUGCUUGACUCUGCUCACUGCACAAGGAUUCAUGCUUGGAAUUGAUGAGGUAGAUGAUGGGAGAAAAUGUUCUGCAUUGGCUGUCUUGCUGCAUUAUUUUCAACUGACCUCUGGUGCCUGGUUGCUCAUCAAGAGCUUCAACCUUUUGAGCUUCAAGAAGUCAUUCAGAGGUAGUAAAUUAUCUCCAGGAAAGAAGACAUUAAUUGCGUUGGGAGCAUAUGCUGUUCCAGCAGUUUAUGCAGGGAUUGUUGCUGCUGCCAGUGUGGGCAAAGCAUACAGUUCCAAAAACUUGUGUUGGCUGGAAGGUGAAUAUGCCUUGACAUUUGUCAUCCCCAUUGAGCUGAUAGCAGUGAUUGCUUUCCUGACAUCCACAAGCACGUUGAUUUUCGCUCUAAUGGACAUGAAACAAACCAUGAGAUCAAUCAAAAGGAUCGAAGUCGGUAUACCUUUAAAUUACACCAGUAGUGUGGAUUCAGUGGCACGCAUGACAACACUGGCAAUUCAUGCAGGAUCAUCAGCUAUUUUCGCUCUUAUCCUCGCUAUUUCUUGGGCUCUGACAACCACCUACACUUUGUACUCCACGCGUGAGACUGAGAUUUCCUCAGCGAUUGCGAAUGGACUUCAAGGAAUUUUCAUGCUGAUUAUAGUUGUUUUCAGACUUGAAGCUUUCCAGCCUUCGGGAGAAAUGCCACAGAUUGCACAAGCAGUGAAUCCAGUUCACGCUCCGCCGUUGAGUGUGACCGAAUUCUCGGUUCGUUUGCCAAGACUGGUACCCGUUUUGCGAGAAUCUUUUCGGCGAUUUUAAAAAACUGGGACUUCAUUCUUGACAGCAAGCUUCUACCUCAUCAAUUGUUGAUAGGAAAUCUUAGAUUGAAAAAAAAGUAUGUGCAAAAAAACGCAUUUCAGCUGGAUCGAAUUGAGAAUUACCACGUUUCCUGUUGAGAUACUUCAAGCAUUGUUAUUCAAGUUAAUUCUUUUUUUAAAUUCGCUUGAAAUUUGUUGGUGUUGUCGCAUUACAUUGUGAAAAGGUUUGUGUAUAUAUGGAAGGAAAUCGAUUGCCAAGAAAUAUAAAUUAUUUUUUUCAGGAAUAU
This is a messenger RNA of Notodromas monacha, 3988 nucleotides long. The record is from the annotation of a GenBank genome assembly. NCBI's taxonomy places the organism in Eukaryota, Metazoa, Arthropoda, Ostracoda, Podocopida, Cyprididae.